UCCAGGGAAUGGGAUAAGUGCAAACCAUGUGAGCAGCAGCAUGUGUCGAUCUCUAGGGCUACACACUGUUUAUUACGGCCACGUUUCUUCUGGUAAGUGCAACGCGUCGCCACAUACAUUAGAGGUUUGUAGUAAAGACCGGUAAACAGCUCUGCCGUUUUUUUUUUUUUUGUCAAAUGCCGAUUUUGUUGAAUCUUGAUAAAUUUGCCGACUGCAAAGGCACUGAAACUUAUAUAUAUAGGAGUGCAUCCUCCGGAAACCCGAGUUUCAAAACGAUGAACCACGUUGUUAGAUCGGUAAGUCAUCAUCGUCCAUCCGCUGUUUUUCUAUCUUCCAAGUCAAAUCGGCUAGGUCGUAGGACGACUGCUUCAGUUAUCAGUUUCAGGCAAGCCACUACUACCGUGUCGAGCACUCCAGAGAAUCCGCACAACAUGGACAAGACUCAGAACCCAGAUGAGAAAACUGAGUGGGGGGACGUUAUGUCUCAUUCGUUUGGAGAAGGGUAUGCAACCAGGUCUGAUGAAGAAGGAUUUGGUGGGAUUUAUGGAGGAAACCAGUCGGAAAGGAAAGAGAAAAUUCAUGAGAAUCACCCUGAUUAUGACAGGAGCCAGGGAAGUGAAGUGAAUGAGAAGGAGAAAUCGAGGCACCAGAGCAAUAAUCCUCCUUAAUUCGCCUAUGCGCAUGGAGGAGUUGGGUGGUUUUUUCCCCCCGGCAAACUAUAGUGUAGCCAGUGUACUAAGAAUAAAUUAAUAUUAAUAUUUACCGAUCGAGUUUUAAGG
This is a messenger RNA of Manihot esculenta (cassava), 779 nucleotides long. RefSeq lists its product as uncharacterized. Lineage: Eukaryota; Viridiplantae; Streptophyta; Magnoliopsida; Malpighiales; Euphorbiaceae. The transcript is spliced from 3 exons. The coding region runs from base 177 to 668 and encodes 163 amino acids. The record is from RefSeq and is a predicted model, not a curated record.